Messenger RNA from Entelurus aequoreus (snake pipefish), 2231 nucleotides. RefSeq names its product gastrula zinc finger protein XlCGF57.1-like. Gene Ontology annotation, biological process: regulation of transcription by RNA polymerase II. The record is from RefSeq and is a predicted model, not a curated record. The coding region runs from base 307 to 1941 and encodes 544 amino acids. Gene Ontology annotation, molecular function: DNA-binding transcription factor activity, RNA polymerase II-specific; RNA polymerase II cis-regulatory region sequence-specific DNA binding. The transcript has 2 exons. Gene Ontology annotation, cellular component: nucleus. NCBI's taxonomy places the organism in Eukaryota, Metazoa, Chordata, Actinopteri, Syngnathiformes, Syngnathidae.
ACCACCAUUAAACAAAAGAAGAAGAAGAAGAAAUGCGCAGGACGCUAAUAAGUCAGUGUUAUUAUUUGUUGUCCAGUUUGAAAUAUUUACGUCGUAAAAAAAUGCAUAUUUGAUUCGUUAUGUAAAGAUAAAAUCGUCUCGAUGCGCUAGAAGCACUGUGCCGCUUCUCCUGCUAUCUUUUCUUGUUAGUUAGCUUAGCUCGCUAGUUAGCUUAGCUUGUUAGCUGCUAACAGAAGACACAGAAGUUAUCAACACAUCGCCAAGUAGAGAUCAAGCGUGAGAGUAAAGUGUUGUGAUUGUGUGAAAAUGUGUAAAUUACAAAUGUUGAGAGCGUUGGUGGAUCAGCGACUAACUGCUGCCGUUGAGGAAAUAUUUGUAGUGUUCGAAAGAACGAUAGCAGAAUACGAGGCGGAACUUUCUAGAACAAAAGAGGAGAACUAUCAACUACAGGACGCUGUUUUCAAGAAACAUCAAGUUGUGUUACACAGAAAAGACUUUGAUAAAGAAAGUCAACCUCAUGAGCAGAAGGAAGAACCACAGUCCCCCCACAUACAUGAGGAAGAAGAGGUACCGCAUUCACAACACAUUAAAGAGGGAGGGGAGGAACCACAGCCCCCCCACAUUAAAGAGGAAGACAAGACGCCACAGACCCAUAGUGUUAAUCUGACCCUUCACAUGGAAGGGCAAGCGCAGGACCCACUGAUCUUACACAUCAAAAAUGAAGAGGAGGACCCACUGACCCCUCACUUUAAGGAGCAAGAGAACCCGCUGAGCCCUCAGAUUAAAGAGGAAGAGGAGGACCCACUGACCCCCUACUUUAAAGAGGAAGAGGAGGACCAAGAGCCGCCGCACAUUAAAGAGGAAGAGGAGGGACACAGCAUCAGUCAGGAGGGAGAGCAUCUUGAAGGACUGGUUGAGUUCCCAGUGACUGGUGUCCCUGUGAAGAGUGAAGAUGAUGAGGUCAAAGGUGAAAGUGAGGAGAAGAGAGAGGCGGAGCCUCCAAGCAGCAGCUCAACACAACACAUGACAACAGAAGCUGAUGGAGACCACUGUGGAGGAUCACAAGCAGACAAGCUCUUAGCUCCACUAUCAGAUAGUGAGGACACAACGUCACACUCUCCUGACACUGAUGAUGAAGACUCUAAAGAUGAUAAGACAUGUCACACUGACAACACUCACUUCAAAUGUUCUCACUGUGACAAAACUUUUAAAAACCAUAGUUAUCUGAAAAGACACAUGAGAAGACACACUGGAGAAAAACCUUUUUCUUGCUCAGAAUGUGGUAAAUGUUUAGUAACAAGUCGAAAUUUAAAAUUACACAUGAGAACACACACCGGAGAAAAACCUUGUAUCUGUUCAAUCUGUGGUAAAGGUUUUGCACAAAAUUCAUGUAUGGAAAAACACAGAAGAAUACACACUGGAGUAAAACCUUAUAUCUGUUCAAUCUGUAGUAAAGGUUUUGUACAAAGUCACCAUUUGAAAGUACACAUGAGAACACACACUGGUGAAAAACCUUUUAUCUGUUCAAUCUGUAGUAAAGGUUUUGUACAAAGUCACCAUUUGAAAGUACACAUUAAAACACAUACUAGUGAAAAACAUUUUUCUUGUUCAACCUGUGGUAAAGGUUUUACACAAAGUUGGUGUUUAAAAGUACACACGAGAACACACUCUGGUGAAAAACCUUUUUCCUGUUCAACUUGUGGUAAAGGUUUUACAGAAAGUCAAUAUUUGAAAAGACACACAAGAACACACACUGGUGAAAAAUCAUAUUCCUGUUCAAUCUGCAACAGAAGCUUUUGUGAACGAUCAAACCUUGUAGCACACAUGAGAACACACACAGGAGAUAAAGUGUUGAGUUGCAGUGUGUGUAGUGAAAGAUUCUCUUAUAAGUACCAGUGUAAGAAACACAAGUGUGCUGGUGAGAACAGCAGCAGCAAAUGAAACUGCAGAAUUUGAAAUAAACUGUCAAGACUUUAAUUUUGACUUCCUGACAACAUCAGCACAUAUAACAUGUGUGACAUUGAUUGUGUAACCAUAUUUUUAAUAUGCUUCUACAUUUAUGGAUGAGAUAUUUCAUAUUAGUGCGUUUUUCAGUCAAGUACAUGCAUUAAUAUGCAAAAUUGUGUACUUUUAUUAAAAAUUGAACAACAAUUUGACUGAAAAGGUGAGAGUAAACAGUACAAGACAUAUUUUACAUACACUAGACAUUUUAUGUGUAUAUAUAUAUAUAU